AUGUCUAGCUCCCUCCUCUCUAACUCGGUUUUGCUUACAGACAUUAUUCCUGGGCUAACUCCGCCGCAAGGUAUUUCUCUUAGAAAGAGAAGGCGCUCUGGUGGUUCAAUCAAUGUUUUUACGCUAGCUGGGGCAAAGAAAGGCAAAACGCUUGCGGCUUACAUCAAAGAUUGCAGAGCACACAACACAACCAUCGACGAGUCUCACAUAUGGGGUGCUGCUCGGCAAUUCAUUAGGGCCAUAAACUGGCUCAGUUUUCACGCCCAUAGGAAAAAUCUGUCUCUAUGGGUUCAUGUUCAAAGCCUUUGCAUGGUAGAUGGGCUCCCCUGGUUUGAUACUUAUGGACCUCCCUCUGCAUACCUAGCAUUUCGUCAUACUGUUAAGCAAGAGUUGCUCGAUUUUACUCUCUCAGAGGAAACCUUUUCCAGUUCGGACUUAACCUGGUGUCUUGGCCUUUUCCUGUCGUCUCUGUGCUUGCUAAAGGAGCCAAAAGAUAUUCUGGAUAAUCUUACUUCAUUUGCACAGCAGCAUUCUUUUAUCAAUCCAGAGCUCAUCUGCUCUCACACCUACUCCUCCUAUCUCAAUAGCCUCAUUAAAUUGUGCUUAACGUGCGAUCCAACUAAGCGCCCAGACAUAGGGAUACUUGGCCUAUUGGCAUUCAGCAAGCAGCAUUCGUUGACGGUGGAGACACCAGAGCUCAAUGAUGUAGAGCUCCUGCAGCCUCGAGUCACUGCUCCUGGUAUAGGCAAUGCACCACUACCUGCUAUUGUUAAAACGACAUUGAACCUACAGUUAGAUAGUAUGAUUGCAUGCAUUCUUCAACAUCGCAACGAAGCGUUUCAAGGCUAUAUCUCUUGGUUGGGAGAUUAUUCCAUUGCCAAUUAUGCUAUGUUUAUGGCAUAUAAGGCUCGAAACAUCGACCUUGGAAGAACCAUCAUCAGGCAUAUGACAGAGCUUGGACACCCGCCACCAUCGUACCCCGUACAUCCCCAAGAGACGAACCUUGCAACCAAUCUUAUGACUUGCCUGCUGAAGGUCCCACAUACUAACCUUUUGUCCGAGCCAAUCGUGAACUAUAUAAAGGAGAAUGCAGACGACAUCGGAAUAAAGUACCUCAAUACCAUGAGUAUCAACAUAGCGGCGAUGACGGGCAUUUCCGAGUACCUAGACCAGUUAUUGCUUGAAAUAGGGUUCUACAAGUACGUCAAAACAACCCCCUUGAUGUCAGCCGCCCUCUCAGGUCAGCUUGAGACAGCACAGCCUCUAAUGAUACUAGCAGGGCUCCAAGAUGGAACUGGGGUAACUGCAUUAAUGACGGCCGCGUCUCGAGGCUUUGUUAACGUGGUUGAGCUACUGAAGGAUAAGGAGGCGAAGAUGACCAAUAGCGCAGGCCAAACGGCCUUGAUGCUGGCUGCGCAAACAAAUCAUCUGGAUGUGGUGGUGGCUCUGGCUCCUUCUGAGUCCACUAUGAUUAGCAGUACUGGUAUGACUGCAUUGAUGUAUGCUGCCCAAGGCGGCUAUACAGAUAUCAUCAUGGCACUUAUAAACUACGAAAAAGGUAUCAAACCAAAAACAGGCCAAACUGCGCUGAUUCGAGCGGUUAUCUCGGGCCAGCUCAAAAGCCUACAGCCACUGCUUAGUGAGGCAUGCUUGCAAGAUAGCGGUAAUAACACUGCGCUCAUGCAUGCAGUAAUAAAUGGGAAAGGUAAGUAUAUUUCUUCACUUUUUCCUCUAGAGGCACAGAUGGUAGAUAGCAAUCUCUGGACGGCAACGAUGCAUGCCGUCAGCGCGCAGCAAUACGACAUUUUGGAAGAAAUACUUGACCUUUCGAGCAAUCAUUGUCCAAAUAAGUCGGAGCUGGGGAUGUAUGACCGUCACGGAAACACGGCGCUUAUCAUAGCGCUGUUUCUUAACCACUUUAAAGCAGUGCAGCUGCUUCUUCAACACGAGUGGGAGUACCACUCGUUAUCUGGGGACUCUGUGUUCGAAAUUGCAGUGAUGUCAUGCAGCAAGAAGAUCAUUGAGUUUGUUUAUGCAUUCUGCAAAGAGCGUGACCUUUUAGGUCGGAUCUCCUUUGACAAGGUAUUUCUGCUUUCGCUGAAACGGCGUAGCCUUUGCUAUCCACUACUUCUUUUGCAACUGUUUUCUUCUAGAGUCAAUGGCGCUGCCAAACUACUAUUUUCCAUCAUUGAUCACGGCAUUAUUCCACCAUUAGAUUCAGAGCUUUUUACUUAUUUCUCUUCAAAGCACAUAAAGAGCGCUAUUGCUGUACUUAAGUUCCUGGAAUUGGCAGCCACAGCAGAUCAGCAAAAGUCGCCGUCUCCACAGUUUAAGUUAGAUGAUUACUCACACGAGCAGCAAAUAGCUAUUCUCUUUGGGGCGUUGUCUAGACACAUCACAGACCUUGCGUGCAAAGUUUUAAAAGAAAUGUGUAAGAGGGACACUAACCUUUCGAUUACAGCAGUAACAGAUCACUUUGGACGAUCAGUGCUCAUGGCAGCCAUAGAGGUUGACAAUGCUGUGGGGCUAUCUGCAAUUCUAGCUUUAUUGCCAGAUCUGUUGUCGGUGGAUUGCGGCUCUGCUCUACUUAAUCAUGGGAUUUCAUAUUUGGCCCAUAAUUCGAUGCAGAUAAUAUGCGAUUAUCUAUUAAAGCAUAACAUUCGUUCCAGCGUCAAAUCUCGCGAGGGCUUCACCAGCUCGACUAAGACCCAGUUUAUAAAUGCAGUCACCAAGAGAGAUAAAGAAAAGGUGCUCGAGCUAAGGACCACCGAUGUCUCUCAGAACCAUCCAUACAAUAGCUUUAAUAUUCUCUGGAACUCUGAAACAGGGUGUAGGAGCGCCCUCAUGGCUGCCAACGCCAACGUGGUGGCAACUGAUCUAUACAAGUAUCUGUUAUGUAACAUGGGAAUACAUUCCAUGGACAACUUCACUGCCUUGCAAGACGCAUGCCUGUUGGCCAAUUGGGACGUAAUUAGAUACUUCAUCUUUGAGAAGGAGAUCUCUGGCAUGACGUGGCUGAUGAUUUAUGCUGCAGUUGGAGACAUCGAGCAGGUUAAGAACUACCUCGAUGAGGCAGGUCGACGGGCAGGGUUUGACUAUACAGCCCUUAUUUAUGCCGCCCGUAAUGGACACACAGACUGCGUCAAACUUCUUGCAGAAACAGAGGCUGGUUGCGCUACCACAACGGGCCGCACAGCUCUUUUUUGGGCGCUGCUCAAUGGAUACGAUGCAUGUGCAGAAAUCCUCUAUCCUAAGGAGCACAAGAUUUGCGAUAAUAAGCAGCAGACACCGCUUAUGGCUGCAGCUGCGGGUGGUUCUACGUUAUUUGUUUCGAGAAUGGUGGAGGCUGGCCUCUUCACUGACUCUAUAGAUGUGAAUUGGGAAACAGCCCUGAUGAAGGCAGCAGACGCUAACAGACCUGAAUGCGUGGAGAUAUUAAUGCUUAAAACAAACGACUUGAGAAAAACAACAGACAAGGGCAUGACGGCACUUAUGUUUGCAGCAGCGACGGACGCGACAGAGUGCAUUAAGAAGCUGAUACCAGCAGAAGCCGGGAUGCGCGAUGCACGGGGGUCUACUGCCCUCAUGUAUGCAGCAAGCAAUGGAAGGCUGGAGGCUGUCCGCAUCCUUCUGGAACAUGAAGGUGGGUUAUUGGCCAAUGAUGGAGUCACCGCGCUCUUUCUAGCAGGGAUCCAAGGGCACCUUGAAUGCGUAAAGCUCCUUUAUUUGCGCGAAUACCCUGUCCUAAUAAGAAACAAUUUCAAUCUGGUCGGAGAACUGUCUGCACACCUCUCUGAGCUGGUUGAGAUGUCAUCAAGGGAGGGUCCGAGUGUCAAUGAGUACGACAAUGAAAACUACGAAAUGGAGAGACUCAUUCCCAACCUAUCUAGCUGUAUUGAGUACUUACUGACUCAGCGCGAAUGA
Messenger RNA from Giardia duodenalis, 3924 nucleotides. Its product is annotated as Ankyrin repeat protein 1. Bases 1 to 3924 code for a protein of 1307 amino acids. Gene Ontology annotation, molecular function: protein binding. The record is from RefSeq and is a predicted model, not a curated record. NCBI's taxonomy places the organism in Eukaryota, Fornicata, Diplomonadida, Hexamitidae. The transcript has a single exon.